This is a messenger RNA of Coregonus clupeaformis (lake whitefish), 1570 nucleotides long. Its product is annotated as guanine nucleotide-binding protein G(I)/G(S)/G(O) subunit gamma-3. Gene Ontology annotation, molecular function: G-protein beta-subunit binding. Bases 256 to 483 code for a protein of 75 amino acids. The record is from RefSeq and is a predicted model, not a curated record. The transcript has 3 exons. Gene Ontology annotation, biological process: G protein-coupled receptor signaling pathway. Lineage: Eukaryota; Metazoa; Chordata; Actinopteri; Salmoniformes; Salmonidae. Gene Ontology annotation, cellular component: heterotrimeric G-protein complex.
CUCCCUUUGCCCGGAAGCUUCCACUGACUGCAGAGGGGGUUCUUAUGCAUGUACUAGGAGUCUGAUGUUCAUUGUAGCAGAAUUGCAGCGCACUGGACUGUACAGAACAGUGUAGCAUACACUGUCUAUGAGGGGUGGGGUUGAGCUACACUAAAAUCCCUAACACGGGCAGAUAGAGGGUGAGAGAGAGUGAGAGGGAGAGAGAGAGAGAGAAGAGGAGGGAGAGAGAGCACCUGAAGAGGAAUACAACAAGGGAUGAAAGGAGACACCCCAGUGAACAGCACCAUGAGUGUCGGCCAAGCCAGGAAGCUGGUGGAGCAAUUGAAGAUUGAAGCCAGUUUUUGCAGGAUCAAGGUAUCAAAGGCGGCUGCAGACCUGAUGGCAUACUGUGAUGCCCACGCCAUUGAGGACCCCCUCAUCACCCCUGUGCCCACCUCGGAGAACCCAUUCAGGGAGAAGAAGCUCUUCUGUGCACUUCUUUGAGACAAACCACAGGAUGGUUAUGAAAAACACUGUCCAAAUAGAACAUAAUGUAUUUACAUGCAUUCACCCCAUACGCAACAAAGCUAACUUUAACCUAUCCAUGUAGCCUACUAUAUAUAUAUAUAUAUAUAUAUAUAUAUAUAUAUAUAUAUUUAUCUUAUAAAAGGCUGCACAUGUACAUAUUCUUUUAAGUAGAAUCUCAAGACCAAUUGGUGCCAUUAUUUUAGGAAAAAAACAGAUCUGUUAAUUUCCAACCAAAAUAUAAAUGUACAUAAACGUAAACAAUACGUAACCAUUAACUUAUGAGUCAUGAUGGUGGCAUUUCAAAACAAAUACACAUCUAAAACACACCAACAAAGCUGAUAGAAUCAUGAACCAUAGCAAAACAUACAAGUGGAUAUACUGUACAUACAAUAUGCAAAAUUACACAGCUCAUAGUCAUAGCUAAUUUUUCAAAUGAACUCAAUAGGCAAAAUGGGUAAUGGAGAGGGGUGACUACACACUUCAUGGCAAAUAUCCAUUACCUGCUCUAAUCUGCCUUUGUUUAAUGGGUUUUUUGUGUGUGAUAUAUUGACAGUCCUUGAUGUCACUUUUUUUAAGCUUUGUUGCAGAAAUGUGUGUGAAGUGUAGGUGCCACUGGAUCAGUAAGAGGGUAUUAAGAGGACAAGGCAAUACAAACUGACCCAAAUAAUUCCACUGGUUUGUACAAGAAGUGGUAAGCUGCCUUAACACAAGAUCAGGGAUCUAAAAAGAGGGGGGGGGGGUGCCCAUAACAAAUACUCAAUGCUGUUUUUAUAAAUGAUAAAAACAGUUUAUUUGUCAAGUGGAUGGAUGCCUAACAAAGAUAUGGCUUUAUUACAACGCUAUUAACUAAAAUAAGAGGUACAUUUAAUAAAUAAUACAUACAAAUUGCUGUUAUUUUUUCCAGACCAGUCUAAGGUUGCUUAGGAAUAUUAUCACUGUUAAGAUCAGUGACACAAUGCAGACCUUCACGGUUCAUAUUUCUUAACUAAAAUGAAUUAAGAGCUCUGAAUAAAAGAAGACGUUGGUAAUCAAAGAUUAAAAUAAACACUGUCACCAAAAACAA